Ambispora gerdemannii is the source of this 1368-nucleotide messenger RNA. Lineage: Eukaryota; Fungi; Glomeromycota; Glomeromycetes; Archaeosporales; Ambisporaceae. The record is from the annotation of a GenBank genome assembly.
AUGCCAAUUCCAACAACAGCACAACCACAACCUUUACCAUCACAACAACCACAAACUUUUUCAUCUCAACCACCGCCAUCACCUCAACAAACACAAUCUUCAUCUCAACCACAACCAUCAACAACACAAACACAAUCUCAGCAAUCACCAACAACAGUACAACCACAACCUUCAGGUCCCUCAAUUACUGGCAAACCAAUUAGUUAUGGAAAUACAAUUACAGGCAACAGUCCCACAGUUGCUAAUAACCCAAUUAGUUAUCAAUCUCCUACAUCUAGCACAAAUGCAAAUGGAAGUCCAAAUUCAAAUUUACUGAAUCUUCUUCCAAAUUUUUCUUCACUUACUCCUAAUGUACCAAGUCCAGCAUAUGCAACUUUCAUAAUAAGCCCCACAAAUUCACCAAAUAACGGAAAUGGAAAAAAUUCAAAUUCACCAAACAACGGAAAUGGAAACAAUUUAAAUUCACCAAACAACGGAAAUGGAAACAAUUUAAAUUUACCAAACAACGGAAAUGGAAACAAUUCAAAUUCACCAAAUAACGGAAAUGGAAACAAUUCAAAUUCACCAAACAACGGGAAUGGAAACAAUUCAAAUUCACCAAACAAUGGGAAUGGAAUCAAUUCAAAUUCACCAAACAACGGAAAUGGAAUCAAUUCAAAUUCACCAAACAACGGAAACGGAAACAAUUCAAAUUCACCAAACAACGGGAAUGGAAACAAUUCAAAUUCACCAAAUAACGGAAAUGGAAACAAUUCAAAUUCACCAAACAACGGAAAUGGAAACAAUUCAAAGUCACCAAACAACGGAAAUGAAAACAACUCAAAUUCACCAAACAACGGAAAUGGAAACAAUUCAAAGUCACCAAACAACGGAAAUGGAAACAAUUCAAAUUCACCAAACAACGGGAAUGGAAACAAUUCAAAUUCACCAAACAACGGGAAUGGAAGCAAUUUAAAUUUACCAACGGACCAACUUAGCACACUCGCACAGUCAAACAGUAACGGCAAUUAUCCUAAUACAAUUAGCACACUUAUACCGUCAAUUAGCGGCAACAAUUCUCCUAAUAUAGUAAGCUCACUUACAGAGUCGAGUAACACUCCUAAUACAAUAAUCUCGGUUACAUGGCCAAGUAACAGCAACUCUCCUACACCGCCAAGCAGUAACAACUCUCUUAAUACAGUAAGCUCGCCAACUUCAAAAGCAACUGAAAGUUCAAAUGCGAGUACAAAUUCAAGCAAAGCUUCUAGUUCGAGUGUUUCGACGAAAUCAACUACAAGUAAAGCAUCUCCGACAACAACUACAAAAAGUAAAACAAGUAGUAUUUUACCCAAUGCUGGCUCUUUUCUAAAUGUUAACAGAAAUUCAGAA